Messenger RNA from Mesorhabditis spiculigera, 3975 nucleotides. The record is from the annotation of a GenBank genome assembly. NCBI's taxonomy places the organism in Eukaryota, Metazoa, Nematoda, Chromadorea, Rhabditida, Rhabditidae.
AUGACCGACUCGCCAGCGUUUAUUGAUGGGGCUGAGCAACAGCGAGGGAGGCAGAACCAGCAUCAGGCGUCUUCGCACAAUGGCGGCCACGUUGGGAACGCCCUUGUUCAAGAAGUCUCCGUCAGCUACACGGGCGUCCGGGGCGCUUCACCGCCACCCGUAUUUCACCAGAAGGCCCCUGACGCGCGUAGGCCGAUUCAAGUCGAGACUGGGCCUGCUUCGGCAUAUACACCCUCUCCGAUGCAGCAAGCCGGCCUCCCCAACUACUUGGCCCAGUACGAGCGCCGCAUCUCUGAAGAAGAGACGGUAAAUCGCGUCUCCCGUACUGGUCGCCACGAGACCGAGUUCCCGGUCCGUAUCGCCUACACCAACAGCCCACUCUCCCCGUCCUCGACCUACUCAGUCCCGAUUCAGCGGUCUGAAGCCUCGAGAAGACUCGGCAGCAGUCUCGGCUCCCUAAUCACCGAGACCACCGAGCAACAUUACGAGGCGUAUUCGACCAGCUCAAGACAACGAGAGAUGGCUUCGAGUCCGGCUACAGUGAACGCGCUGGCUGCUCAGUUUGAGCAGACGGCCCGCCAGCAGAAGGAGGAGGCCCAGAAGAACGGGAGCCGCCGCAGUCCGGCCCAAGUCGUCAUGGUCAAGCCGUCGCCUGUUUACAAGUCCCAUUCCCCCCAAAGCGACCCCGGCUAUGACAACCGUGUCCAUCGAGUUGAGCGUCAAGUAUUCUCGCCUCCAAACGAACGUUCCGUGCUCACCUCAACCCUCGUCGACAUCGAACCACCCGGCUACGGUCGUCGAACCCCAUCAUCCCAAUCCCAAUCUCCACAGUACAUCCAGGAGACAAUCCAGGAGGAGUACCACACGAUCAAGCGCUAUACACCGACCCAGACUCAUGGAGCCUUGCCUACGCAAGCUGGCGUUCGGGUUGUUCCUGUGGAGAAGGUGUCACAUGCCCGUGAGACGAGCCGAGACUCAGCUCUUCGUGCCGAGGACACAGCUUCUUCUCGGGCCCCAUCAUCGGCUUCAUCCCGUGUGUUGUCCCCAGUCAGGACUGUCGUCGAGCGCUUCGAAUCGCAUAAAGAAGAGAAAUCGUCCGAACGAAGACCACCAAUGAUCGACCAAAUUCGUCAAGAAAUUAUUAUGCAAUCAAAGACUUCGACAGUCUACAGUGACGAGGAGAAUCGAUCUCGCGAGCAGCAGCAGCGCGAAGAAGAGCAGCGUCGUCGACAAAUCGAGGAAGAGAACCGGAGGAGACAACAUGGUGGCUCCUCUCAAACUACAACGAUUAUCGAAGAAGAGACCUUUGAAGAAAUUCGAAUCAGACGGCGCAAGAAGCAAGAUGGACAGAAAAACCAGGACCAGGAGCGCUUGCGGAAAGAAGCCGAAGAACGAGAAAGAAUUCGGAUUGAGGAAGAGCGCUAUCUGCGUUCGCUUGAAGAACGGGAAAGGCAGUUGAGAGAGGAAGAACGUCGACGACGCGAAGAAGAGAUCCGAAUCCAGGAGGAGCUCCACUACCGUCGUGAACUCGAAAUCAUUGAACAGCGUGAGAAGAAGCGGCAGGAAGAAGUCCGUGAAAAACAGCGUCAAGAGGCAUGGCUACUAGAGCUGGAGAGGAUGGAAAAAGAACGGCAGGCUCGUGAAAAAGCGGAAAACGAAAGGAUCGAAUGGGAAAGAACCGAACGCACGCGAAUUGAGGAAGACGAACGCAUAAGAAUCGAGCAAAUUGAGAUCCAGCGUCGUGAGGAGAGGAGACGGCAAAAGGAGCAAGAAGAAGAAAGGGCCAGAAUUGAACGCGAACGUGUUGAGCGUACGCGUAUUGAGGAAGAAGAACGGAUUAGAAUAGAACAGGAGGAAAAGCGCGUCGAGGAAGAGCGGAAGUUGCAAGAGCGCUUGAUUAUUGAGGAACGCCGUCGAAUUGAAGAAGAAAUUACGAUUGAACGCCGUCGAAAAGUGGAAGAAAAGCGCAAGAUCGAAGAACAAGCUGAAGAGGAAGAGCGACAGCGCAGAGAAGAGGAACGCAAACUCCGCGAAGAAGAGCGCCAACGCGAAGCCGAACGUCGUCGCCAAGAAGAGCUUCGAAUCGAAGAGGAGCGCACCAAAUGGGAGGAAUGGCGUCGGCAAGAAGAGGUGAAAAGAGAGGAGGAGCGCAAGCGGCAACAGGCCGAGAUGGAGAAGGCCCGCGAAUCGACGCCCACCAAACCGGCGAAACCCGUGGAGCUGCCACCUAUUGACAGCAAGAUGUCGGAGCCUUACCACAGUGCCAUCUCAUCCAGGCCCGGCUUCAACUCACGUUCCGGUGACUUCUCGUCUUCGAGCACCACCACCUAUGGCUCGCCCCUUUCGGGCAACCGAAUGGUGAAGGUUGUGAACGUGAUCUCUUCAUCGACGCUCUCGGGAAUGUCUCCUUUUGGACAACAUGCCGCUUCAUCCAUUCGGGAUGCUCGCGAACGCGAGAAGAAGGAGAUGUCCGAUUUGAACGAUCGUCUGGCCAGCUACAUCGAGAAAGUCCGCUUCCUUGAGGCCCAGAACCGAAAGCUGUCGAACGACUUGGACUUGUUGCGCUCUCGAUGGGGCAAGGACACCAACUCUGUCCGCGCCAUGUAUGAGAGCGAGAUCCGUGAGGCUCAGAAACUCAUCGGGGAAACUACCCGCCAGCGUGACGAGCUAGAGAAAGAAAUCCGCCGCCUGAUCGAUGAAGUGGCCAACUACCGCCGCCUUUUCGAUCAAGCUGUCCGCGACCACAGCGCCGACCGUCUGAAGAUCGAGGAGCUUCUCGAGAAGUUGAGCAAACUUGAGGCCGACAUCAACCUCCUCAAGCGCAAGCUCGCCGGACUGGAAGAGGAAGUGACCCGCGUCAAGAAGGAGAACCAGCGCAUGGUUGGCGAUCUCCAACGUGCUCGCCAGGACCUCGACCAAGAGACGCUGAACCGCAUCGACUAUCAAAACCAAGUGCAGACCCUCCUUGAGGAGAUCGACUUCAUGCGCCGUGUCAAUGAUCAGGAGAUCCGUGAUCUGCAGGCUAUGGCCUCUCGCGACACCACCACCGAGAACCGCGAGUACUUCAAGAACGAAUUGGCAUCGGCCAUCCGCGACAUUCGUCAGGAGUACGAUCAGUUGAUGCAGGUCAACCGCAACGAUAUUGAGUCGUGGUACAAGCUGAAGGUCCAGGAGAUCUCCACUAGCUCCGCCAAGGUCAACAUGGAGCAGGGAUACGCCAAGGAGGAAGUCAAACGCCUCCGCACCCAGCUCGGAGACCUCCGUGGCAAGCUGGCCGAUCUUGAAGGCCGCAAUGCCCUGCUGGAGAAGCAAAUCCAGGAGCUGAACUACCAGCUCGAGGACGACCAGCGCUCUUACGAAUCCGCCCUCAACGACCGCGACUCGCAGAUCCGGAAGAUGCGCGAGGAAUGCCAAGCCCUUAUGGUCGAGCUGCAAAUGCUGCUUGAUACCAAGCAGACUUUGGAUGCUGAGAUAGCGAUCUACCGUAAGAUGUUGGAGGGAGAGGAGAAUCGUGCGGGUCUGCGACAGCUUGUUGAGCAGGUUGUCAAGGUCUCGGGCAUGACCACUUCUGAGGAGCAUGAUACCAUCCGUACUCUCAAGAGCGAGCAAUCUUCCCGAACCUCAUUCCAACGGUCGGCAAAGGGCAACGUUUCGAUCCAGGAAGCCGCGGCCGACGGAAAAUCGAUCGUGUUGGAGAACACCCAUCGUUCCCGCGAAGAAGAGAUUGGAGGCUGGAAGUUGAAGCGAAAAAUCGACGGCAAGAAGGAGAUCGUCUACACGUUCCCCGCCAAGUUCACGCUCCGCCCACAAAAGACCGUCAAGAUCUUUGCGCGGAGCCAUGGACUCGGCAACGGUAGCGAUACCCUUGUCCAUGAUGGUGACGAUUCCUUCGGAACCGGCAGCAAUGUCCACACCAUUCUCUACAACCUUGCCGGAGAGGAACGAGCCACCCUCAUCGAGCGAUCGUCCCGCGAC